CUCAAUGGAGAAGAAGGAAGGGUAAGGGGAACAAUGUUACUAGGAAAAACAGAAUGCAUCAGGACUGGAGAGUGGACCAGUCAGCGAUGAGACUAGAAGUGGGACCAGUCAGUAGAUGCCAACAGAAGGGCUUUGUGAUUGUGAAGGACGUCCCUGCUGACCGGAUGAGAACCAAACUGGACAGUGCUGUCAGUCAAGUCCCAAAAGUCCACCUCGAAACGGCGCGCCAGACGGGUGAUCAGAGGACCACAGAAAAGUCAGGUGGGCUACUUGUGGCACUUGGCAAAGGUCCGCACCAGAAGAGACCCCAGGUGCAGCGAGUGGUGUGGCUCCAUCAUCGAGUACAUGUUAUAGAGAACGCGCUUGGUGAGCUUGUGCGAUCCAGUGGCAUUGGAGAGUGCCCACUGAGGAUGGCAAAUCGUGGAGGACAUCUCCUCGAGGCAUGGAGCGCCCGAAAGACCUCAAAAUGUAGGUGGCCGUAGGGAUAGAACACCCCAUCUGUGACCGCCCGGAACUUCGCAUCAUAAUCUGUCAUGUGGCGUAGGUCGUGCACAUACCGGUGAGUGAGACAUGAUCCUGAAAAAUAAUGAAGCCACAAGCAAACACAUCUCUCUCCCUAAACUAGUUCAAGCAUGCCAAUCAAUUCACGGUUCUCAAUCCUAACAUCUAUAGUCCGAUUUUCCAGGAUUAGCAAAGAAAAUCCAAGUCACACACCUGGGACACAAGAAGGAUCGUAGAAGAAGGUGAGAGGAGGGCUAGGGAGGCGGCGACGACGUCUGGUGAUGAUAAAAGCCCAAAUUCGAU
Molecule: messenger RNA, 804 nt
Organism: Linum trigynum
Lineage: Eukaryota; Viridiplantae; Streptophyta; Magnoliopsida; Malpighiales; Linaceae
Source: the annotation of a GenBank genome assembly